Messenger RNA from Salvia splendens (bonfire salvia), 1384 nucleotides. RefSeq lists its product as uncharacterized. Lineage: Eukaryota; Viridiplantae; Streptophyta; Magnoliopsida; Lamiales; Lamiaceae. The record is from RefSeq and is a predicted model, not a curated record. The transcript has a single exon. The coding region runs from base 217 to 1131 and encodes 304 amino acids.
AUUCUAGAUAUUCGUCUUGAUCAAUUUUGCUAAUCACCCCUGCAAUUUUGUUUAUAUAUAUGCGUACACAGUUUACUUUCUCUUGCCAUCUAAAAUUCGGAUAUCUGUGACCUGGAUGAUCUGUCACGAAAUAAAGUAAUUCCGUCUCAGUUUAGAAGAGAGAGUGUGUGAUCAAAUUGCCAGAAUCAUUACCAUUCUCCUUCUCUGACCUCACAAAUGAGAGACUUAACAUCUUGCUUCAGCGAAUACGCAGUUCAGAUUUCCGAUACAUCGUGCUCCACCUACUCAGCGAAUUCCUGCAUUUCCCCAAACCUAACCCCUUCCGUUCAAAAUGCCGUCACCUCUCUCUACAAAACAACCCUCUCCAACCACAAGCAGAUUCCGGUGACACUGACCUGGACCCGGAACACCCUCUCGCAGGGCCUCACCAUCUCCUUCGGCGACGACCAGUCCACCCCCGCCCUCUUCAAACUCACCACCAAUUCCCGAAUUUUCCGCAAGCUCAAGGGCGCCAAAACCCUCGAUUUCCACACCACCGCAAUCGAGAUCUUCUACGAUCUCUCCGCCGCCCGCUACGACUCCGGCCCGGAGCCAAUCGACGGCUUCUACCUCUUCAUCGCCCUCGACUCCGAGCUCGGCCCCAUCCUCGGCGACGCGGCGCCGGAGGCCUACUUCAGGAGACUCAAAUCGGGGGCUCGAAUCGCCCAAUUCUCCCUCGUCUCGCGGCAGGAGCACUUCUCCGGCAACACGCUGUACUCCACAAAGGCCCGAUUCCACGAGGGCGGCGCGCCGCACGAGAUCGUGAUCCAAUGCGGCGGCGGCGGGGAGCAGCCGGUGCUGUCGGUGUUUAUUGAUAAGAAGACGGUGAUAAGGGUGAAGAGGCUGCAGUGGAAUUUCAGAGGGAAUCAGACGAUUUUUCUCGACGGGUUGCUGGUGGAUUUGAUGUGGGAUGUGUACGACUGGUUUUGCAGUCCGGGCUCAGGCUCAGGCUCGGGCCCGGGAUACGCGGUGUUUAUGUUCAGGACUAGGAGCGGGAUGGAUAGCAGAUUAUGGCUGGAGGAGAAGAUGAUGCGGAAAGAUCAGGAUAAGCAUGAUUUUUCAUUCUUCAUCUUCGCUUGUAAGAAUUUGUGAUUUUUAUUUUGGGGAACUAGUAAUUUUUUUUUUUUAUUUUGGGGGUGCAAAUAAAUUUUGGUUGUUCAAUACUCGUGAAAAAGGGAAUAGGAGCUUAAUUCAAUUUAUUUUUUAUUUUAUUUUAUUUUUCGUUGCAAUUUGUGUUUGUGUAGUUUCAGCGUGAAGAUGUGUAGAUUGGAAUAUAUAGGUUUACUCCAUGUUGUAAGGUUAUCUGUUUUUUGAAGAUUGAAAAUAAAAAUCAUUCUUCUUUGUU